AGUUGUACGCCCCUCAGAGGUCCCUGGAGCGCCGGCGGCUGAAGUCUUUCCCCAACAUUUCCAGACUCUUUCUCUCUCGCUCGCUCGCUCGCCGUCCACUGAUGAAUCGAACUCACCUUAAUUCGAUCAGCGAAGUUCUCAGCGCCUCAACCCAUUUCACAUCUCACAGCCAUCUCAGAACGCCCCUUUCAACGCCAUCGUUUUGCACGUCCUUUUCCGUAUCGGCGUCGUCGUCGUCGUUAUCGUCUUCUCCUUCUUCUUCUUCUUCAUCCCUCCAAGGUCUGCAGAAUUCUCCCAAAAAACCAGUCUUGAGUCCGCUCUAUAACUUGCUUUCCGAGACACAAAACCCCAGCAAACUGGUCGACCUCAUCUGCUCGUCUCUCAAGAACCCAAAUCCCCAUCUUGCGCUCCUGCGUAACGACCUGAAGUCGCUCCUUUCCCAUCUGGGUGAUGACGAAAUCUCGCGGGUUUUGUUGAGAUGCCAAUCUGAUCACGCCUCCGCUCUCACUUUUUUCAAUUGGGUCAAGGAUGAUUUGGGUCUCAGACUCAGCGCUCGCAACUAUUGCCUCGCAAUUCACGUUGUGGCUUGGUCCAGACAAUUUCCUCAAGCAAUGAGGUUGCUGACCGAGUUGGUUGAGCUGGCUGAGGAUGUUGUGGCUCCCGACGGAGAUGUUUUCGGCGCUUUGCUCUUGUCUAGCGAGGGCUGUAACUGGGACCCAGUUGUUUUCGACAUGCUCAUCAAGGCUUACUUGAAAAUGGGGAUGGUCAAGGGAGGUCUCAGGGCAUUUAGGAAGGCGAUUGAGGUAGGUUUUGUCCCUAGUGUGAUUUCUUGCAAUUUCCUUCUGCAUAAAUUGUUGAGGUUGAAUUGGUUUAAGGAGUGUUGGCAAGUUUAUGGAGUGAUGGGGAGAGUUGGGAUACACCCAAAUUUGCAUACCUUCAAUAUUUUGACCAACGUCUUGUGCGAGGAAGGAGAUAUCACUAUGGUGUAUGAGUUCUUGGAGAAGAUGGAAGAAGAAGGAUUCGAGCCGGAUAUUGUGACCUAUAAUACCUUGAUAUAUAGUUAUUGCAAGCAAGAGAGGUUAGAGGAUGCAUUUUACUUGUAUAGGAUUAUGUUCCGAAGAGGGGUUGAGCCGGAUUUGAUCACGCACACGGCCCUAAUCAACGGGCUUUGUAGGAUAGGGAAGGUCAGGGAGGCUCAUAAGCUCUUUCAUCAGAUGGUGAAUAGGGGGCUGACUCCGGAUGUUAAGACAUAUAACACUCUCAUACUUGGUUACUGCAAGGAAUCGAAGAUGCAGGAGUCAAGGUUGUUGUUGCAUGAAAUGAUUGGAAGAGGGAUUUGCCCUGACGAUUUCACUUGCCGUGUUCUUGUUGAAGGAUAUGGGAACAAGGGAAGCUUGGUUUCUGCUCUGAAUUUGGUCGUGGAGCUUUGGAGAUUUGGGUGUUCCGUUUCCUAUGAAAUCUACAAUUAUCUAAUAGAUUACCUUUGCCGAGAGAAUCGACCCUUUGCAGCUAAGAAUUUUCUUGAUGGUAUAUUGAAGUAUGGUUAUAUCCCAACUUUGCAAAUGUAUAAAAAGCUUAUAGAGUCUUUCUGCGAGUGUGAUGGUGCCAACGAGGCACUACUUCUGAAAGGUGAAAUGGUAUGCAAGAACAUGAAACCUGAUCUUGAAGUAUACAGGACUCUUAUGUGCUGCUUAUGCAGAACAGGAAGAAGCGAGGAGAGUGAAGCACUGAUGGAAGAAAUGGAUAAAGGCGGAGUUCCACCUGAUCUAGAUAUAUGCAGGGCAUUAAUCUGUGGGUAUUGUAAGGAAAAAAAUGUCGAUAGGGCCGAAUAUUUGUUAGGUCUCAUUGCUGCGAAAUUUCAUAUUCGAGACUCUGAGAGUUACAAUGCCCUAAUCAGUACUGUGGGUGAGCAAGGGGAUGCGGCUAAGCUGAUGGCUCUACAGGACAGAAUUUUGAAGAUGGGCUUUGUGCCGAACAGCCAAUCAUGCAAGCAUAUAAUCGAUGGAAUACGAAAAGCUGCUGUGGCUCAUAAGCAACCUUCCUGAGGAUUGUGCGAGGAGUAGGUGUGGAUGAAGCAGCCAAAUAGCCCCAGUCUCUUGAAAUUUCAGAUUCAAGCCUCUGACUUACAAUGCUCUAACCGGUACUGUUGGUGAUGAAAGGGAUGUGGCUAAGCUGAUGGCUCUACGGGACAGAAUUCUAAAGAGGGGCUUUGUGCUGAAUUGCCAAUCAUGCAAGCAUAUAAUCAUGUUAUGCACAAGGCUGCUCUGGCUUAUUAUGCAACCUUCCUGGGGACCUGACCUUGUGAGAAGUUGGGAAGUUGGUGUGGGUGAACCAUUUGAACAGGCAGAUCACUGCUGAGUGGGAUCGGAUUGGUGAUUAGUGAAGCUGCAAAUUUCUUGAUUGCAGGUAAUAUCCCUAAGAGUUUACGAGAAUACUGAAUGAAGCAGAACAUCCUCUGGAGAAAUGACAGUUUGUUCCUGAAAUGAUGCAUGAGGCAGUACUUCAAAGUUGCCGAAAUGGGUACUUUUUCUUCCAGUUUCGGGUCUUUGGCUGCAUAUCUGGGAGCUGUAAUACAUGAAU
Messenger RNA from Rhodamnia argentea, 2580 nucleotides. RefSeq names its product pentatricopeptide repeat-containing protein At5g40400. Lineage: Eukaryota; Viridiplantae; Streptophyta; Magnoliopsida; Myrtales; Myrtaceae. The record is from RefSeq and is a predicted model, not a curated record. The coding region runs from base 102 to 2045 and encodes 647 amino acids. Gene Ontology annotation, molecular function: protein binding. The transcript has a single exon.